AUGGCAUCCUCUGUUCAUCCCCCGAUCCCCGAGGAGCGGGUGUCCAAGUAUGACUUGACUGCGCUACCCGAUCCCCCGGAUGAUUACACGUUCCUCAACAGGACAUUCAAGCAACAUAAAACCAAAAUCAACUAUUUCCAUUUGUCAGGGCUGCAACAAAUUGCCAAACACUUUCUUUGGGGCUAUUGGUUUGGUAAUGUGUCGAAAGCCUCGAUCACGAGGGCGAUUGCCAAGGUCAACUACUACAUGCGCCCCGAACACCAGGUUCAGUCCGAAGAGCAGUUGAUGGAUUUCCAGCGUGACGGCGGUCCUCGCCUACUCCGGUAUACGAUCAAACCGACUCCCAUUCCAGUCAGCCGUCACUGGCCUUUCUUGUUGAGCGAGGACGAUAUACGGCAGCUGGGAACCGAACAUUAUAGCCGUCCAGCAGACGCACCACCCGAUGUUUCGGAUGCUUGGCUGUUUCAAUUCUUACUGCCAUCCAGAUCUUUGGGAGUGCCAAUUCCAGCGACGAACCAAAUUGUGUCGGCCACUGACACUCAUCUCACGUCGGAGUUACCGGGGCCGAGCCAGGAAGUCGGCGUUUACUCGUCGAAUUUUGACCCUGUUCCAGUUCGCGAGGCCAUUGAAAAGGCGCUCAUCAAAUUAUGCUACAAGGACCUCGAGAGACAUUCUCAUGCGCCGAGUAUGGAACCGGUCGCUACCAGAGUUGCCUCGUCAUUCCAUGAUCUGCGAAUCGUUCAGGUAGGUGCUCAUCCGACAGUGUCUGACGUCCGAUUGAAUCCCGCCACCUAUGCAUUCGACCCCAUGGGCCGUACCUACCCAUACCGUGGGCGUGGACCAAUUUGGGCGGAUGGCUCUUGCGCUAUUGACAGUACUAUUGUGCUGGGUAUGCUGACCAUGGCGGGCUGUACUAAUGUAGACCGAGCUGAUGGCGCUGAAGAAGCCUUUACCGUCCUUGAGAAGGCUUUCAUUCAAGCAACCAACAUGAACUGGGACGCCAUUGAGCCUGCGCUUUCCAUCGAGCUCAGGCAUGCUUAUUUCAACCUCCUCUGUGAGCACAACGAAUAUAUCCGACGGGGUCAACUGGUUCCAAUGUGGACCGUCUGGGCAGAGUCCACCAGAAGCUUUGCGCAAUUUCGAUUGCGCUGGAUCGAUCGUCCCGCGGGACCAUGUACGCAAUGCGGGCACGUGGAAACCAAUUGCAUUCCGCACCGCUCAACUGGUUUGACACCACUCUACCGGUUUGGCGAUGAGCGUGGUGUCACAAUGUCGAGCUUGCUCAGGCGUACGUGGGGACCGCAUUUGAGAGUUGUCUCUUGCGAAGCCUGUGGUACGAUCGCAGGGCCGCAAAGGCUGAACUUCUUGACUGGGCUCCCCUCUCGUCUGGUGGUAUCCACCGGGCAAGGAAUGAAGGUGCUCAAUCAUACCGAGGAUCAACAGAUCCAAUAUGUUGAUAUUAACCACCAAGUGAAAAGCGCUCGCUUCCGCUGGCUCGGAGGGGCAUACUAUUUCUCUGACCAUAUCCGAGUCUACUGGAAUGACGACGAGCGAGGGGAAACGAAGACGGGCAACAUACGCAUGUAUGAUGGCCAAGAGGCAGGAGGCGUGAUUGUUGGAGGAUUGAGCCCAUGGCAAGCAGACGAUCGAGUUCCACCGGAAUGGGUGGCCAAUGGCAUUCCAGUCGCAAUCUAUGAGCGUAUCGUUGACCCUACAGAAGACAUGUUGAUAGCUGCCGCAAACACUGUCAACAACUUGACUCGACUUGUCUCCGAGAAACAACCGGUUCUCUCUUCGCUCACUCCCUGGGCUCCACAAGGUAAAUUGGCCCCUUUCCUGCCCUUGGAGCAAUUACUUCCUACUACUGGGGAACGAUACCAGGAGAUACAGCCCGUCUCAGCACCGGAGACGUUCCAGCCGCAGCCGACACAGGAGGACGCGUGGGUGGAGUUUGAGCAACAAUUUGGGCUUGAAGACUUGACAAAUUUCGACCCAAUGAGUAUCAACGAUCCAAUGGGUAUCAACGACCCAAUGAGUACCAGUUCUAUCAACAUGAUACCUGGUCAGGGAGGUCAGGAGCUGGUACCAUUUGAUCCCCAGACCGGGGGCUUAUUUGAAAACCUAAUAGAGAACCCGUAUAACUCCAUCGAAGGUUGGCGGAUGAUUCCUGAAAAUCAAGUUGCCUCUAACAAUGACGCAUCAGCUCCCGCCGUCCCUCCCAUCAAUUCAAUGGAGUCAAUGGAAGACGCAUAUUUGGCCCCCGCUGAUCCCCUGGCAGAGUACCAGUUCUACGCCACCGGUAGUCUGAGGGCUGACCCGAAAACUAUCAGGCGGGUUCAGAGGCUGCCUGGGAAGAGGAAGAGUGGGAAACGAAAUCUCAAAGACGAGGAAGAGCAACCAGUCCAGAGGGUGAAGAGGAGGAAGAUCAUUCGGUGA
Molecule: messenger RNA, 2436 nt
Organism: Penicillium oxalicum
Lineage: Eukaryota; Fungi; Ascomycota; Eurotiomycetes; Eurotiales; Aspergillaceae
Exons: 1
Coding region: 1-2436 (811 amino acids)
Source: RefSeq, a predicted model, not a curated record